This is a messenger RNA of Apiotrichum porosum, 708 nucleotides long. RefSeq lists its product as uncharacterized. The record is from RefSeq and is a predicted model, not a curated record. NCBI's taxonomy places the organism in Eukaryota, Fungi, Basidiomycota, Tremellomycetes, Trichosporonales, Trichosporonaceae. The transcript has 8 exons. Bases 1 to 708 code for a protein of 235 amino acids.
AUGGUCGACAACUUUGCCGCCUGUGGUCUCAUCGAUACGGUUCAGCUUAAGCCAUUUGCGCUUAACAAAGCAACACGAGUCGAGUACAACUUCAACGGACUGAGCGAUCCGGCCAUCGAAAUGCUCUUUGGCAUCCCCGAUCCUGUGGUCCUCGCGUGCCGCGACCCAUAUGGUCCGCACGUCAAGCAGGAAGAGCGCGACACGCCGGGCAUCCCGGAUGGACCCAUGUCCGACCUCCUCACCAGGUAUCGCACGUUAACUCUCCACCAGCGUUUCGAGCUUGCGCCGGCGUGUUCAUGGCCUGCAUGGACCCGUAUGGUCCUGCCAGAAAAGCGACCUCGUAGGCAUGUUGUUGCCGAGGAUCUCGACCUCGGCGCUGGGGAGGAAGAGCUCGACUAUGGCAAGUUCGGCAUUGUCACGGAGGAAUGCAAACAGGUUCGAUUUGCUGUGGCUCCCGCCGACAAGUCGCAAGACAGUGUGGUCGCGGCGUCAAGUGGCGAGCAGUGGCCGCCAUUUAACAUUAUUGAGCUGUGCGGUACCCGUCGCAUUCAGCACAUGCCUCCUGGCGAGGGCCGUCUGACGAAGGAAGUCCUCUGCUUCCGACUCGCCGAGUACGACGCCGGUCGUGCACCCGAGUCGUGGAGGAUGUCUGCCGUCGCUUGGCGGCCGUUACCACAAACUCGCCGACGAACUCGAGCUGGUUUGUGA